CGGAAGUGCAUCGUCCUCAUGCGUGUUGUCAGUCAGCUGUUUAUUUACAUAUUGCCGUAUGAUGUUAGUUUGUGUUUGCGUUGACUUCACGCGCACAAUCUGUAUGGAGUUGCACAACAGAUUGUAAGAUGUUUGCUGAAAGAUGCUUGUGAAGAACUUUGCACUAUUAGCAAAGACUCACAUGUGUGAGUUUCACAAACAGGAAGCGGGCAUCACAUGCUCUGUCAAAUCUAUGAUAAAGCACAAUUUAUGGAAGUCUUUUUUCUUUUUAAUUAAUGCAUUUACGUUUUUAUCGCGGAGUAUCUCUCGAUCAAGGAUGGUAGCGUGUCUCGAAGUCUUGCUUUAACUUUUAAAAACAGUGAUGGAGGAGCUGGAUCCAGAGGAGCACUUCCUCAGGGACGCCAGGAACGGGAACCUAGAAGGGAUCCAGAAGCUUUUGAUGUCCAAGAUAAAGGAGGAGGCCGAAAUCGACAUCAACUGCAAGGGCAAGAGCAAAUCUAAUCAUGGCUGGACUCCUCUUCAUCUGGCCUGCUACUUUGGACACAAGGAUGUUGUUGAGGCCUUACUGAAGGCUGGAGCAGAUGCCAAUUUGCCAAAUAAUGUCGGAGAUACGCCUCUCCAUAAAGCAGCAUUCACUGGGAGAAAAGAGGUUGUAAUGUUGCUUCUUCAAUACGACGCUUGCGCUUCUGUCAUCAACGGGAUGGCCCAGAUUCCUAAAGACAUUACCCAGAGUGCUGAGAUUAAAAGCAUGUUGGAGGCUGCUGAGAGGACUGAAGAGAGGAAACUAGAGGAGCAGCUGCUGGAGGCAUCGCGAGAAGGAGCCAUAUCUACCCUCACAAGACUGCUAAACAUGAAGAAACCCCCGGACAUAAAUUGCACGGACUUGUUGGGAAACACACCACUGCACUGCGCGGCUUACAGAGGCCAGAAACAGUGUGCCGUCAAACUCCUGCAGCACAAGGCCAACCCCAACAUCAAGAACAAAAUCGAUCAGACUGUUUUUGAUUUGGCUAACGAUGCAGAAAUGAAGCAGAUCAUUACUGGAAAUGUUAUGAAAGGCAUGACACGACAUGUUAAAAUGUUCGAGGGGCCUCUUUGGAAGAGUUCAAGGUUUUUCGGCUGGCGCUCCUACUGGGUAGUUCUUCAGGAUGGAGUCUUGUCAUGGUACCCUAAACAGUCAGAUGCAGAUUCAAACACACACCGGCAAGGUUGCAAACCUCUAACACAAGCGCAGUGCAUGAUUAAAGCGAAAAAUAACAGCUAUUUCACGAUCAAGUGCUUUGACAACAGUGUUCACCAUUUCAAAGUGUCACAGAAGAACAACCCCGAAGCCAUCAGAAAAAGGUGGCUGGAGGCCAUAGAGGAGCAUUCAGCCUUCAGCACUCAUUACUGCUCACAAGACCCAGACAGCGAGGAAGAGGAAGACAACGUUGUGUCUGUACAUGAGCUUUCUGACUCACUUCAGCGGGCCGAGGCGUGCCAUCAGAAACUGGAGACAGAGAUGUUGGCCCUCCUGUCCAUGGUCAAAGAAGAUGGCCUGACCGAACGAUUCCCCGCAGCCAUCGUUCAGAAGCUGAAGGAGGUUUGUGAAGCCUCCAGUGAAACCUGCUCGUCACUGCACCAGUGUCUGGGGCUUUUUUCCAAACAGGAAGGAGCACGCAGUUUGAAACUGGAACAUGAAGUGGAGAAGAAUAAAAUCCUGUCGGAGGCUCUGCAGACGCUGGCGACUGAACAUCAUGAGCUGGAGCAGUCGGUGGUCAAAGGAUCGUCGCCCCGCAGCGUCCUCAGCGAAGAGGAGUUCUACGACGCUCUGUCCGAUUCGGACUCUGAGCCCUCGCUGAGUGGUUGUGAGACAGCCGGCCAUUUGUACGAAGACGGAGAGGACUUCAAGUCUGAGCUCUACUGCAGCAUCUCAAGUAAUCUCAGCAGCAGGAUGUCCCGGGAUGACCGUCGUGGAGAGGAAGAGGACGAUGAUGAGGUGGCCAGAGUGAACGGAGUGAGGAAGCACAGUUAA
This is a messenger RNA of Sinocyclocheilus grahami, 2014 nucleotides long. RefSeq names its product oxysterol-binding protein-related protein 1-like. Bases 362 to 2014 code for a protein of 550 amino acids. Lineage: Eukaryota; Metazoa; Chordata; Actinopteri; Cypriniformes; Cyprinidae. The record is from RefSeq and is a predicted model, not a curated record. Gene Ontology annotation, cellular component: BRCA1-A complex; BRCA1-BARD1 complex. Gene Ontology annotation, biological process: protein K6-linked ubiquitination. The transcript is spliced from 18 exons. Gene Ontology annotation, molecular function: protein binding; ubiquitin-protein transferase activity.